UGUUGUUAAGUAAACUUAUAAGUCUUUUUCUUUUUUUAGACACUGUUCUGAAAACAAUGAAGCAACAGAACAGAAAUUCUGGCAUUUCCAUCCUAAAUGGAAUUUUAGGAGAAAUCAAGUUAGAUCCUGGACUUGUAAAGGAGAAUAACGAAGUUCUACGUGACUUCCUGGAUACUUUCGUGCCCGAAAUGGAAGAAGUUGAUGAAAUUUUUAAGUGUUUGUAUAGGUAUUCAUACUACACUGGAAGUUUUUAUUCGGAUCUUCGAAUUUAUUCCCCUGAUGAAUACGACAUCAACUUCGUGUUAGACAUGCCCUUUGAAGACCACGAAUUUAGAAUAACGUUUCAACAAGAGUCGAAUUUUGUGACUUAUAGAGCUAUCCCUCCUCUCCAAGAAAGCUUCUAUUUAUUUGAAAAUGGUUUUCUCAUUCCUGAAAAUGUUCGAAACUGGUUUCAAAGUGUCGUGCAUAAAGCUCUUAAUUCAUACAGACCGCCAGAAACAAUCCAAAACGUGUAUGUCAGAGAAACAGGUCCAGCCCGGACGAUAACUAUAGUGAAAAAUGAUGGUGAGACAAUAGAUGUUGAUCUUGUUCCAGUGAUAGGGUGUAUGUCUCUGAAUAUGUCCAGAGUUAAAAUGGACAAAAGAGUUAAAACCAUAGUUGGAAGAAAUCUUGAGGCAUUUCUUAUACCAAAAUCACCUCCGUCACCAUAUGACAGAUCAAACAUUGGACAUUACUUCGAUAGAACAGAAGUAAGACGCUUGUGGCGAUGUCAUUUUCCACAAUCAGAACGGUAUAUUAUAUAUCAAAAAGGCUGCGCCAAGUCUGUUAUAAGGCUACUAAAGCUUCUAAGAGAUGAAGAGGAAUGGUCAGUUUUAGCUUCGUAUUACUUGAAAACUGUUGUAAUGUGGAUGAUUGUUGAAAACUCUGGAACACAAGACUUCUGGAAAGAAAAUAAAAUUGUGGAUAGGUUUCUUCAAGCACUUAAAAAGCUGGCCAAGUAUGUUGAACGAAGGAAAAUUCCAUACAUAUUCAAUAGGAACUGCAACUUGAUUGAAAAGAUCAGCGAUCAGGAAGCUUAUGAUAUCAGCAAUAGGCUGAAUUAUUUCAUUCGAAAAAUAAAUCAAGAUAUAAACAACCUUGAAAGAAUAUUUUGAAAAUAUUUAUUGGCUUCUUCAAAAAUCCCAAAAUACACCCAACAAAAAUAUUGCCAUAUUGUAUACAAAAAUAUUGCCAUAUUAUAUACAGAAAUGUUGCCAUAUUAUUUAAAAAUAUAUACAAAACUAAGCCAAAUAAAGGGAUUUUGUUCUUUGCCACUA
Parasteatoda tepidariorum (common house spider) is the source of this 1316-nucleotide messenger RNA. The record is from RefSeq and is a predicted model, not a curated record. NCBI's taxonomy places the organism in Eukaryota, Metazoa, Arthropoda, Arachnida, Araneae, Theridiidae.